This is a messenger RNA of Hipposideros armiger (great roundleaf bat), 3955 nucleotides long. It is a transcript of the gene TBC1D2, whose product is annotated as TBC1 domain family member 2. The transcript is spliced from 11 exons. Gene Ontology annotation, biological process: regulation of GTPase activity. Gene Ontology annotation, molecular function: GTPase activator activity; small GTPase binding. Lineage: Eukaryota; Metazoa; Chordata; Mammalia; Chiroptera; Hipposideridae. The record is from RefSeq and is a predicted model, not a curated record. The coding region runs from base 167 to 2269 and encodes 700 amino acids.
CUUACACACCGCAGCCAGCUGCAUCGCACUGUGGUCUCCUGGAGGCGGAUCACCACUAGCCCCGCCCCUGCGCUCAGCUUUCGGUCUUCGCAGGUACCCUCUGAGUCUCCGAGAUUUGUUCCAAGUGGGGCUGUGCACCUCCAACCCCUCCGCGGUGAAAGCGGCAAUGGCAGGUGCCCAGGAGAAACCCUUGGAGUGUAGCUCCUCUGUCCCCGGGUCCGAAGGGCCUACCGGCUCGGCCAGGGGGUUCGAGGUGUUGCCUCCCGAGGAGUCAGAGGGUUGCGCCCGGCCCCUAGAGACGGCCCCCAAGAAACUCUGUGGAUACUUAAGUAAGUUUGGCGGCAAGGGGCCCAUCAGGGGCUGGAAAUCCCGCUGGUUUCACUACGACGAGAAGAAAUGUCACCUGUACUAUUCGCGGACCGCGCAGGAUGCCAAUCCCUUGGACAGCAUCGAUCUCUCCAGUGCUGUCUUUGAUUGCAAGGCGGACGCCGAAGAGGGAACUUUCGAAAUCAAGACUCCCGGUCGGAUUAUUACCCUGAAGGCCGCCACCAAGCAAGUGAUGCUCUACUGGCUGCAGCAGCUGCAGAUGAAGCGCUGGGAGUUCCACAACAGCCCGCCUGUACCUCCCGCUGCCCCUGACGCUGCCUUGGAUGGGAAUGGGCCCGCCCUGCACCUCGAGCUAGAGCAAGAGGAAGCCGAGCUGGAGGAGUUCCUGAGCCCUGUGAAAACGCCCACUGGGCUCGUGGGCACGGCAGCCGCCUUGCAGCCAGCCCCUGCCAUGCCCUUGGCCCUCCAGAAUAUUUCCCUCAAGCACCUGGGAACUGAAAUACAAAACACGAUGCACAACAUCCGGGGCAACAGGCCGUCCCAAGGAACAGGCCAUGGACCUCCUGGGGAAGAUUCUCCACUGAUCAGGGAGCCCCAGAGGGAGGAGCAACCCUCGCACCCUGACCCCAGCUCCCCAGGGAAAGAUCCAGGAGAUUCUCCAAAGCCUACAGGCAAGUCCUCUCUGACCGCCAAUCUCAUUCAGAAAGCCAAGCGCCAGAACAACACCUUCCCGCUCUUUGCUGAAGGACUCACGCGAAACCGAACUGCCCAGGAGAAGGUUUUGGCCUUAGAGCAGCAGGUUCUGAUGCUCACCAAGGAGUUAAAGUCUCAAAAGGAGCUGGUGAGGAUCCUGCACAAGGCGCUGGAGGCCGCCCAACAGGAGAAGAGGGCAUCCAGUGCAUACCUGGCGGCAGCCGAGGACAAAGACCGGCUGGAGCUCGUGCGGCACAAAGUGCGGCAGAUCGCGGAGCUGGGCAGGCGGGUAGAGGCCCUGGAGCAGGAGCGGGAGAGCCUGGCACAGACCAUGAACCUGCGGGAGCAGCAGGUGCAGGAGCUGCAGCAGCACGUGCAGCUGCUCAUGGACAAGAACCAGGCCAAACAGCAGGUCAUCUGCAUGCUGUCUGAGAAGGUCACCUGGGACUUCACGCAGACCCCUAACCAGCCCCCCAGACCUCCAGAUGCUGCUGACAGGGACCUCCUGAGCCAGCAGGAGAAGAUGGAGCACCUGAAGUUCCCCCCAAAAGCAUAUUCGUCUCACCGGCGGCACCAAGAACACCAGCCUGGCCUCCUUCCCUCCCACCCCAGGCUGGCGGCCAUCGCUCUCCUGGUCCUGGAUGAAGAGGAAAGUGCCUUCUGGUGCCUGGUGGCCAUUGUGGAGACCAUCAUGCCUCCUGACUACUACAGCAAGAUGCUGACAGCAUCCCAGGUGGACCAGCGGGUGCUCCAGGACCUCCUUUCGGAGAAGCUGCCCAAGCUGAUGGCCCACCUGGGGCAACACCGUGUGGACCUCUCCUUCAUCACCUUCAACUGGUUCCUCGUGGUCUUUGCCGACAGUCUCAUCAGCAAUAUCCUCCUCCAGGUCUGGGACGCCUUCCUAUAUGAGGGCAUCAAGGUGGUGUUCCGCUAUGCCUUGGCCAUUUUCAAGUACAAUGAGGAAGAGAUCCUGAGGCUGCAAGACAGCCUGGAGAUCUACCAGUACUUGCGUUUCUUCACCAAGACCAUUUGCAACAGCCGGAAGCUGAUGGACAUCGCCUUCAAUGACAUGAACCCCUUUCCUAUGAAACAGCUGCGGCAGCUGCGGGCAGCCUACCGGGAGCCGCUAGAGGCUGAGCUGCGGGAGCUGGAGCAGCUCAAGGCCCAGUACUUGGAGACCCGGGCAUCCCUGGACCCAGUGGUACCUGAGAGUUGCACCAGUGAGGACGAAGGGGAGGGGGAGACCUGACUUGGCCACCUGCACUCGCAAAGCCCUUUUUCGCCCUAGACUGGCAGGCCCACAGGAGGGCAGCCAUGGAACAGCGGUCCAGCCCUCUGAGCCCAUCACCGUGUGACACUGGGCAAGUGCCCUUCCCAUCAGAACACUGUCUCAGUGAUGGCACUGACUGGGUUAUCUCCUCGUGAGCACAUACCCAGGGAUGCUUCCCUUUCUCACUUCCUCAGAGGUUAGCACGCAGACAAGCAAGAGUGCUAUCUUUAGAGGGAACCUUGAACAUGCUCUGAGUUUAUCUGUAUAAAACACUGGAAAUAUGGGAACUAGUUCACAGGCUUUAGAACUUACAUGAUUCUCAGUAACCACUUGCCCCUGGGUGAGCCCAGGGUACCAGGGUGUCCCACCGCUAGGGCCUUCCCAUCCUGGGACAUCCCUGGCUGCUGUUUCUGUGGGCGUCUCUGCAGGGCCCGUCCCCCUCCUGGCUCCCUGAGGAGCCGGGACCCUGUGGAUUUAGGGCUUCUGUCUUUCUGGGACAUUGCCUCUCGGAUGCGGGGUGAGCCUAUAGAUUCCAGGCCCAGCUCCCGUCAACUGAAGCCUGUUUCCUGAGCCUUGCACCUGUGGUCACAGCCCAUUGGGGGUGGAGGAUGAGGUUCCCAGGGAAACCCCUGCCCACUACCAAGAGGAACUUGGUGUGGAGUUGCACAGAGAGCCCUGGGUCAGUAGUCCAACCUCUGAUCUCCCACCACCAACUUCACAGGCCGAGACAAGAAGCGUCACCUCUUCUCUGAUGGGUGAUGGAAGAGUGAGGAAAAGGCAGUGCGAGGGACAGCUGCAGCCUGUCGCCCAGUCAGAGGUGGCUCUUACAGCACCCACUGUGUGCAGGUACUCGGUUUCAGUUCUUCUGGGCUCUUGCAGGCCCUUCCUCAACAGACGGAGGUUCCCGCCAUCCCCCUCAAGGCAGGGCGUCAAGGCUGCACAGUGAUCCUGGCUGCUCGUUUCUCAGCAAACCUGUGACUGUCAGUGUAGCCUUGAGCACAGCAAUCUUGGGUAUGAAGGACCGGGUGCGAGGUUCCCACAUGGAACCCAGCUCUCAUCUGUGGCUCCGGUGCAGGGCUGGGGAAGGAGGCCAUGCCCAUCGCUGGAGACCAGGGCCAGGCCCUCUGUUACUCACAGGUGUGAACUUGAGUUGGCACACCAGGCAUCCAUUUCCCCCACGAUGUGCCCCUACCCUGCCCUGGGGAGGAGACGCUCAGCGCUCUUUCCGUACCACAUUCACACGGGCUACUGGCUGGCCCAAGGGCACCAGGUUUCCUGCGAAUUCACCAUGAAACAGUAUGUGUGAAGCGUGAUGGUAUGAGGGUGGACUGGGGGGAGUCCUGGCUGCACCCCCAACAGGCUGUAACCAUAAGGGCCAUCACCGGGGAGACAAGGAGGUGACACUGGCGCUGAGCCUGAUGCCUGGCACAGAGUAAAGUGCAUCCACAGGCAGUGAGUGGCCUUCUUCCGAAGAAAACAUCACCAGGAGGGCCCUGCAGCCUACAAAAGGCCCACGGCUCCAGGAGACACCGUCCUGGCUGGUCCCUCAGAUUGCAGCCUUGAAAAUCAAAUUCCCUCUUCAACCAAAAAUAAAACAAUCCUAGAUCAGCCAAGAUAAAUGGCACCCUUGCAUCUUUGCUCCUUACCCACUCCCCACCACUUUCU